CACACACACUCACACACACACACACACACGCUCACUCUCCCAGUCCUAACUUCACUUUCUUGUUGGAAAAGGAAGGUACACAUCCUUCACUUACCUCCUGUCUCCUUCACUUACCUCCUGUCUCCUUCACUUACCACCUUACCUCCUUCGAUAAACGAUAAACCGCAUCAUAAUGAAACUCCGCCCACAGCCUCGUUUCCUCGUGCUCUUCCUCUCUGUGAAUGGUGGUGACGUCAUCGGGGCGGGAUGGGGGCGGUGCUGUCAGUUCAAACACCCCACGCGGCUGCGGGCAGAUCAAAAAUUGAACGGAGCUCCUCGCGCCGUGUUUGCUUUUGUUGUGUCCGACACCAACAUGUGGGCGCGUGCUGUUGUGUGCGCGGCGCUGCUGUCCGUCAUCUGUCCGAGCGGAAGUACGGAGGCCGAGCGGGACGUUCAGGACACACGCUCCAACACCAACAGACUGCUUGGUGCUCUGCAUGAAGUGCUGGAGAAGCUGCAGACAAACAGGAUUCAUCUGUGGGAGAAGAAAUAUGGACAAGUCCCAUCUUGUGACCUGGGCGAGCACUGCGCCGUCAGAAAAGGAUCUCGCAUCGGAAAGAUGUGCGACUGCCCUCGAGGAGCUUCCUGUCACUUCUUGCUGCUCAAGUGUUUAUGAGACGUGUCGCGUAUCAUCGAACACAUUUGAAGUCAUGGUGUAAAUAAUCCAGUUUUCCAGCUCCUUAAACCCGUGCUGUGGCUCAGUGUCACCAGCAGGUGGCAGUGCCGACCACAGCAAAGCAAAUUCACAAAAUGUGUCUAUGGUUAAAAAGUAAAAUAAAACCAUGCAGUAAAUGGUCUUUUGGAUGUGAUGAUGUUUCCAGGUAAAAAGACACAGCUGAAGUUUCUCGUCACUGAUACUGUGUGAUUUAUAAAUGUUAAUAAAACAUUAAGGUCAAAGAUGAA
Messenger RNA from Solea senegalensis (Senegalese sole), 942 nucleotides. RefSeq names its product cocaine- and amphetamine-regulated transcript 2 (gene cart2). NCBI's taxonomy places the organism in Eukaryota, Metazoa, Chordata, Actinopteri, Pleuronectiformes, Soleidae. Gene Ontology annotation, biological process: negative regulation of appetite; positive regulation of MAPK cascade; adult feeding behavior. Gene Ontology annotation, molecular function: neuropeptide hormone activity. The transcript is spliced from 3 exons. The record is from RefSeq and is a predicted model, not a curated record. Bases 173 to 655 code for a protein of 160 amino acids.